ACUGCGCUGCAGCGCUCUCCAACGUAAUCCACCUGACAGGCUCACCAUGUUCUCCAUCCAUCCGCUCAUCUCCUGCGUGCUGUUGCUCGUCGUCUGCCUCUCCAGCUCAGGGGAGAGUUGGCCUCAUGUAGCCCACAGAAGCACACCUCCUGCUGGGGACAGGGCGGACAACCAGAAGGCCCAGCUUUUGGAGGCAGUGAAGAUGGGGAUCCUCAGCUCAUUGGGUACGGACAGGGAGCCCAAGAUCAAACAAAAGGCCACUGACCAGGAGCUGAGGAAGAUGUAUCAGCUCUACAGGGAAAAACUAAGAGAGAAGAGAAGAAAUUCCAGCCUGCUGAUGAGUGAAACCAGGCAAUCCACAGUUUCUACACUUCUCUUUCCAGCCACAGUGGAGGCGGCAAAAGUGCCUUGGAGGGGAGAACGCCCACAACCUGCUCGACAGUGGUACAGAGCUGUUUUCCAUAAAAACUCACACAUCCACGCUCAAAUGACACUAGUUUCAGCAGAACUGAAAAUCACCAGGCUGAACCUGAAUCAACCCACAACAGUUCAGCCUGAGGUAAAUCGAGACAUUAGAGUUAAAGCGACUGGCAUGAGGUCGACGAACUUGGCUGUUUGGACACAUGCAGACUCUGUGGUGCAUGUAAAUGUCUCUGGAGAUUCUGGAGACGUGGUGUUGGACCUCAGCCCUGAGGUGGAGGAGUGGAUGAGAGGCGAUGAUGGUCAGCGGCUGGUUGUGGAUGUGGGUGUGGCUGUAGUUGACAGCGACGCCCUCAAAGCAGACCCCAUCAUUUCUCUGGCCUUAGGCCUCAUGCAGCCCAAAGCAGCACAGAGGAUGCGACGCUCCAACAAAGAGGAUGACUGUGAUGAGCAGGGGUGGUGCUGCAGGAAGUCAGUCACAGUGUCCUUCAAAGAAAUCGGCUGGACAGACUGGGUCGUGGCCCCAACCGAGUACACGAUGCAUUUCUGCGACGGCACAUGCCCCCACAACUACAAACCAGCCAGCAUGCACACGCAGGUGAAGUCACGGCUGCACCAGAUCACCCAAGGAGGGACACCUCGGCCCUGCUGUGUGCCGGCGGCCUACGAGCCCAUGGUUCUCAUGCACUACGACAGCAAGGGAAAGUUAAAACUGACACCCUUUGAUGACUUUAUUGUCAGUAAAUGUCACUGCGCUUGAGGGAAGGAAGGUUAUCCAUGCUACUUCCUGUAGGCCUUAAUCUUUGGGGUGGUUUUUGUUUUUCCAUUGGGGGAAGAAAAUGUUACGUGGUGAAAGGAAAGGUGACAGUGUUUUUGAACAGAAGCAUUUUUUUAUUAUUAAGUUUUUUUAUUGUUAAGUUUCUUUUCUCUUUUGAAGAUGAAACCAUGUUACUGCUGAGUCACUGUUUUGUUUGGCAUUAUUUAUUUUAAGUUAUAUUUAUAGUCCUAUUUGUGUCAUUUUGGUUUUUACAGUUACCAUAUAUUAUAUACGUUACUAUUUCAUUCUAAUGUCGUUUUUUAAAGUAUUAUAUUGUCUUAUGAGAAGAGCUGGCCCUACGCAUACACUUGUUACUCUAUGUCUCACAAGAGAGCAUUAUCAUACUUGAAAACCAACGCUGGUCGCGGCCUUCAUACAGUGAUUGAUUGAUCAGUUAUUGACAAUAGUCGAUUGUUUUUGGUGGUGGGAAGGAGAAUCAAAUCAAAUUCUGCUUAGGGUCCAAUAAAUGCUCGGUCCAGCUCUGUUUACAAGGCACGUGGUUCAGAUUAAGAUUUGUCGUCUUCAACAUUUCACUCAACAAAAUGUCCAAAUAGAUGCUCCGAUUGAUGCUGACGGAAGUGUUGCACUUGAAUGUAUCCACAUGUACAUUUCAUAAUAAAUACACUCACAUGA
Molecule: messenger RNA, 1870 nt
Organism: Solea solea (common sole)
Lineage: Eukaryota; Metazoa; Chordata; Actinopteri; Pleuronectiformes; Soleidae
Product: inhibin beta C chain
Exons: 2
Coding region: 47-1180 (377 amino acids)
Biological process (GO): SMAD protein signal transduction
Cellular component (GO): extracellular region
Molecular function (GO): cytokine activity; growth factor activity
Source: RefSeq, a predicted model, not a curated record